Molecule: messenger RNA, 3414 nt
Organism: Penicillium expansum
Lineage: Eukaryota; Fungi; Ascomycota; Eurotiomycetes; Eurotiales; Aspergillaceae
Exons: 11
Coding region: 1-3414 (1137 amino acids)
Biological process (GO): transmembrane transport; metal ion transport
Cellular component (GO): membrane
Molecular function (GO): metal ion transmembrane transporter activity
Source: RefSeq, a predicted model, not a curated record
AUGACUUCACGGCCACCCGUGACCAACCAGACGCGCUCAUGGUUUGACCGAGUCAAUAUUGCAGAUGAUACUGAUGUCGAUAUUGUCGCCAUCCCGCCCAUCGGCGCCCAUCAUCAAAAGACGUGGGUAGCGCCUGGCGCGACAUCGUCCUGGCUUCAUACUACACUACUACAGCAUAUGCCUCGAGCGCGAGUCCUGCUAUAUAACUAUGGAGACCUGCAUGACGAUAAAAUUGACACCUUGGGUGAACGGCUGUUGAACCAACUACGUAGUGAGCGGAAACACGAGCUUCGUCAGUCAACCCGACGUCCCAUCUUUAUCAUCUGCCACAGCACCGGUGGUCUCGUUGCUAAAGCUGCUCUAGUCGUGGCAUCGCGAGAGCCGGGCCAAUCCCUCUUAACCAGCUGCCAUGGGAUCGCCUUCUUUGCGACUCCCCACCAUGGGUCGACUUACCUCUCCGCCGAUGAGUAUGCUGCUAGCAUUCGCCAUCUCCUGCAUCUAGAGCACGAAACACCCGCAGCGCUCAGGGCGCAAUUGCGCCCACGUCAUGAGCGACUAUGGCAUCUGUCGAACCAGUUCAAGACUCUUUCGGCGGACAUGAGGGUCUGGUCUUUUCUCGAAACUGUGGAUUCAACUAUUCAUGUGAUCGACGCUGAAACAGAUAAGAUGUUGGAGUUUCAUGUUCCCAUUACUUCGAUUCGGUCCGGUUUGUUGGACAUUGAGCAUGAAAAGGAACUGCCUAUGGCAACAGACCAUACGGGGACAGCAACCUUCCACGGCCAGGAGUCCACACGAGAUCGAUUCUUGGAUGAACUAAGUGAUGCCGUUAACACUGCUGUUGAAAUUUCAAAGCAGGAGGACACGCCGUUGGGCGUAGAACAGCAAGUCAUGGUUCAAAUCAAUGGCUUCUUCGAGGAUACUGCAUUGGGUGUUAGUGAUGAAAGUCCGCUCAAGAUGUGGUCAACUAAGGUGUCCUUGGAAGACUAUCUCUCUCGUGGUCCGACGGCUUGCCUUCGGGAGAGACUAGGUCGAGUUCAGCCCGGUGGCUUGGAUGCUGCGUCAAUCACGAGUUUGGAUAGUCUCAGCUCAUCCUACACUGUUCCUAGCUCCGAUCCAAAUGGCCAUCAUCAAGAUCACCAUGGUGAGAAACCAAGGCCCCUUCAACCCCCUCUACCCUUCAAGCAAAGCUUUGAUGAUCCCUCUGGUCCAUCUCCAAAGAUCCACAUCACCGAAGCAGAUAGUGAUGGCUACUUGAAUGACUCACCAAGUGAAAGUCCACCUCCGCCACAGGAGCAGAAACGAAAGAGCUCACUCACCAAGGCGCUGGGAUUAAUUCCAAUGAAGAUAUCCCCCCAUCGGAAUGUUUCUGACAGCAGCUCCCAGGAAAGUAUUGAACGGCCACCUUCGAGCUCUGCUACAUCGCAACCAGUACAAUCACCUUUCCUGGCAAUACCCAAGUCCACUCGCGAUCGUAUCAACCAGAAUGCCGAAAGACCGGAUGUACCACGAGCAGUUCCACGUUUCGAUCGACCCGAUGCCGAUACUGAAAAACUGAUGUGGAUCCAUGUUCCGUAUACGCACACUGGUUGGGUAUCCCAAGUCAUCCGCCGGGCAUGUCAGGAUAGACAAGAGCCUUAUUUAGUUCGAAAAUUUAUCAAUGAUGAAAAUUGGUACCUCCGGCUUAAUAGAGCUCGCCAUCUCGAGCCUCAUGCACGUUUCGUCAAACCCGCAUGUCUUCACUCGAGACAAACGGAAUUUCCACAAAGCCCUACCGAUGCUUUAGAAGACCCUCAACUCGCUCUAUAUGCUCCUUACCUGCACUGGGAUACAUACCGCAACCUAAUCCAACGGCGCAAAGUAGUCGAAGACCGCCUCAAGCAAGGCCGAUCCAGGCCCGCCCCAGGCCGCAUCUCGAAGGCAAGCCUGGAAGCUCAAUUAAUAUGGACCUACCUCGGCUGCGAGCCUCCAGUGCACUUUCGUCGCACACUAGAUCAAUACGGAUAUCCGAAUCUGCGCUCGACUAUCGCUCGUGAUGACGACCAAAUGCUCUGGAAACGUACGCGCAGACCGGCGCGCAUUGAUGAGCAGCUAAAGGAAUACCUGCAGUCUGCAGAGGAUGAUCCCGAUAAUGAGGAGAAUUUUGGCGAGUUCAUGGAUGGCAAUGUCCUGAUGGUUGAUCAACUCUGGCUUUGGAUUCUUGAUCAAAAGACUGUCAUUACUUUCUUCCCGAAUCAAGAGGCUACGACCUCAGAGGGAAAGUUGUUUGAACAGUCUAACUUGCAUAGCAGCAUUUACAAUGAGUUAAAUGGGGAUCUCUCUCGUCGCUUUGAGACGGCCGGUGAUUUGGCUGCUCUCAUUAUGCUGCAUGCUGUCACCGUUCUCCUGGAUAAGACUCUACAUCAUGAUCUACAGGUACUGCGGAUUUUCGAGGAGUCAAUUAGCAUCUUGACCGAAUCCGUCACCAAGUCUUUCAAGCGCUUCCGAAAUAGAGGCUUUACCAACCGCCCAGCGGAUCAUGACCGUACCUCAGACGGCAAGUUCAUGACAGCCGCCCAGCAAGAACAUAAAGAAUUCCAGGUUGCUCGUCGAAAUCGAGAAGACCUCUCCGUUCUGCUUGAGCUGCGCGAUAUCGAAGAUGAGCUAUCCACCAUCCUAAAGCUACUCGAUCAACAAGACACUGUUAUCAAAAGUAUGGUCAAAUACUUUGACAGCAGGGGGUACGGGAAAUCAUUCCUCGACAACGCACAGGAGCGGAUUGACGAAUAUCGUUCGCAAAUCAACGAGAUGAAAGAAAACAGCCAUCUGGCACAGAAAGCAGUCGAAACCCUCCUCGAUCUCAAGCAGAAACAGGCAAAUGUCGAUGAAGCCAAAAUGACUCGAUGGCAAGCCGAAGUUGCUCAAACGCAAUCCCGAGCUGUGAUGGUCUUCACCAUAUUCAGUGUUGUCUUCCUCCCUCUAUCUUUCUUUACAUCUCUAUUUGGAAUAAAUGCCCGGGAAUGGAGCGGCGAACCGACAAACCCAACCCUAGGACAAAUGUUCGAGAUAGCAGCCCCGGCAUCCUUCGCAAUCAUCUUUCUCUCCCUCUUCAUAGCCUUCAGUGACACGCUACGCGAGAUAGUAUCCAAAACGCACAAGAUCAGUGUGGGCUUACUGAAGGAUUUCAUCUUGUAUCCAGUUAAAUCCUUCUUGUGGGAUUCCACUUCAAGUAGAAUCCAUGCUCAUGUUGUGCCUGAGGAUUCUGAGCUUAGGAAACGCUUCGAUGAGUAUCUGGGUUAUGGGAGGAGGAAUAUGCAGCGUGAUGAGGAUAUCUGGCAGCGGUGGCAGGAGAGUCCGAUUUCUGGGGGGAAGGGGGUUAAGAAGGGGAAGUAUCAAGUGAAAUCUGGAUUGGAUCGGAGAAUUCGUGCGGAGGUUUAG